AUGGCUUCGAACACCCUCGCUGAUGUUGCAGAUGAUGCACCUAAUUACCAAGUACGUGGUGUUGAACAAGUUUCUCCAAACACCGGAACGAAGAGAUAUAUUCCGGAUUCACCCUCUUCGUUGACGCCAGCAGAGGGAAUGUUAUUCGACACAGUUGAUGACGCGUAUAACUUUUAUAAAACUUACGCAGAAGCGGGAGGUUGGACUGUAAGGAAGGGCACACAGCACGAGAACCGUGGUAUUGUUAUAAACAAGUACUUUUUCUGUUCAAAGGAGGGUCAAAAAGACUUUCGACCAGUUGAUACUUUAGUAGAUCAGCCGUCCGAUAGGUGGGUACGUAGGGUACCAUCAAAAAGGACCGGAUGCCAGGCUGCGAUCAGAAUAAAACUUACCGAUGCUAAGAAGUAUUUGCUUUAUCAUUUUAUAGAGGCGCACAACCACGAUUUUGUGCAUGAAGAAGAUUUACAUCUUCUCAAGGAAAACAGGGGUAUUAAUCGUGCACACGAAGAGAUGAUAAACAAGAUGUCACAUCUCAACAUCGGGCCUGUUCGUGCAUUUAACAUUAUGAAGGAAGUGUAUGGUGGGUUCGACAAAGUCGGUGCUACCAAAGUCGAUUUUAAAAAUUUCAAGAAGGAGUUAAAUCUUUUUAUCGGAGAGUUUGAUGCGGAAAUGUUUGUCAAGCGUUUGAUGAGAAAAAAGGAGUUUUUACCGAACUUCUCUUGUGAAUAUGAAACCACAGACGAAGGUGUGUUGAAGUGCAUUUUUUGGGCCGACGAGGAUAUGAAGAGAAAUUAUUAUAUGUUUGGGGACGUUAUAUCAUUUGAUGCUACAUACAGGCGUAACAAGUAA
Molecule: messenger RNA, 849 nt
Organism: Helianthus annuus (common sunflower)
Lineage: Eukaryota; Viridiplantae; Streptophyta; Magnoliopsida; Asterales; Asteraceae
Product: protein FAR1-RELATED SEQUENCE 5-like
Exons: 2
Coding region: 1-849 (282 amino acids)
Biological process (GO): regulation of DNA-templated transcription
Source: RefSeq, a predicted model, not a curated record